CGCGUCCUUGUUUGAUCUCAACAGCCAUGUCGGUCAACCCGGUCAACCCCAAGCCGUUUUUGCAGGAGCUCACGGGGAAGCCGGUAUUUGUGCGGCUAAAGUGGGGGUUGGAGUACAAGGGUUUUCUCGUCAGCACGGAUGGGUACAUGAAUCUUCAGCUGGCAAACACGGAAGAGUUCCAGGAUGGUCAGUCGAACGGUACGCUUGGGGAGGUUUUCAUUAGGUGUAACAACGUGCUCUACAUAAUAAAAGCACCACGAGAAGCCCCAGCCGCAUAGUUGAUGCCGAAAACUCGCACAUUCUGCGCAGAGUACUCGCUUUUCUCGCGCAUGUAGCUUUCCGGACGCUUCUCGAUAGCGCGUGGGCAAGACUCUCGCCAGACCACUUGUCAACGACGUCUGUAAUCCGUGUAAACGCUUCUUGCUCUGCUGUACCAUCUAUCCACCCUUUUGCGAUC
Messenger RNA from Schizophyllum commune H4-8, 457 nucleotides. Its product is annotated as small nuclear ribo protein F. The transcript has 5 exons. Gene Ontology annotation, biological process: spliceosomal snRNP assembly; mRNA splicing, via spliceosome. The record is from RefSeq and is a predicted model, not a curated record. Gene Ontology annotation, molecular function: RNA binding. The coding region runs from base 27 to 278 and encodes 83 amino acids. Lineage: Eukaryota; Fungi; Basidiomycota; Agaricomycetes; Agaricales; Schizophyllaceae. Gene Ontology annotation, cellular component: U1 snRNP; catalytic step 2 spliceosome.